Molecule: messenger RNA, 1362 nt
Organism: Geodia barretti
Lineage: Eukaryota; Metazoa; Porifera; Demospongiae; Tetractinellida; Geodiidae
Source: the annotation of a GenBank genome assembly
UUGGAUCUUGCGGAAGCCUCCGCCACCACCGGCGCGCGUUUGGAAGGGCAGCCCGGAUGGACCUUCCGGCGAAUCGUACCUCUCGCCCAGGCCGGUCCGGGGAAGCUGGGCUUCCUUGCCGACCGCGGGUACCUGAAGCAUCUGGACGGGUCCGUGGCCGAAGCGGUGCUGGUUUCCGCGGACCUGUCCUCGUCGGUUCGCGACCGGGUCCCAAACCUGCUGGUCACGGAGCAGCCGCGCGUCGCGCUGGCGCAACUCCUCGAACGACUACAUCCUUCCCCGCCUGCCCGUCCCGGAAUCCACGCCUCGGCCGUACUGGGCCGAGGCGUCAGGCUCGGCAAGGACGUGUGUAUCGCCGCCUACGCCGUGCUGGAGGAAGAUGUCGAGGUCGGGGACCGGGUGCGCAUCGGGGCGCAUGUGUCGGUGGGCCGCGGCUCACGGAUCGCUGAUGAUUCCGAGUUGUACCCUCAGGUCGUGCUGUAUCCCGGAACCCGGCUGGGACAGCGCGUGGUUCUCCACGCGGGCACGGUGGUAGGGUCCGACGGGUUCGGGUAUGUGGGCCCACCGGGGGCGCCACCAGAAGGUCCGUCAGGUGGGCGGCUGCCGCAUCGGCGACGAUGUCGAAAUGGGCGCCCAUUGCUGCAUCGACCGGGGGUCCAUCGGGGACACCGUGAUAGGCGACGGCACCAAGACCGACAACCUGGUGCAUGUGGCUCACAACGUGACCGUGGGCGAACACUCCCUUCUCAUUGCCCAAGUGGGGAUCUCCGGAUCCACGACCCUCGGAAGGGGCGUGGUGAUGGCGGGCCAGUCCGGUGCGACCGGGCAUCUCGAGAUCGGAGACGGGGCGCGGGUCGCUGUACAGACCGGUGUCCUCCGCGACGUACCUGCCGGGACGAGCGUGGUAGGCUUCCCCGGACGUCCGCGCGCCGAAUUCUGGAAGUCGAUGGCGGCGAUGCGCCAGCUGCCCGCGUUGAAGGCCCGGGUGAAGCGACUGGAAGACCGGCUGGCCGCGCUGGAGAACAACCCGGAAACCGUAGCCCCGGAGCGUGCGACUUCAUGACCCGCGCUCGUCAGCGGACGAUUGGCCGCAAGGUGAGCCUCGACGGCAUCGGGAUUCAUCUGGGGGAGCCGGCCAGCGUGUCCUUCCAUCCGGCGAAAGCCGAUUCCGGAGUACUCUUUCGGCGCGUCGACCUGCCGGGGAAACCCCGAGAUUCCCGCGACUCUCGACCAUGUGGUGGGAACCGAGCUGGGCAUCAGCAUCGGUCGAGGGCAGGCCCGGAUCCUCACCGUCGAACAUCUCAUGGCCGCGCUGGGCGCGAGCGAGAUCACCAAUGUGCGGGUGGAUCUGUCCGGACCUGA